Molecule: messenger RNA, 747 nt
Organism: Symbiodinium natans
Lineage: Eukaryota; Dinophyceae; Suessiales; Symbiodiniaceae
Source: the annotation of a GenBank genome assembly
AUGCGUUCAGCGGUGGCUGCCUGCAUCUUGGUAGUGUUGUCCAGUGGGUCAAGCUGCCCUAUGCCGCCGACCCGAAGGCUGCUUCUCACCAGCGAUGGGUUGUCAACAAAAGCUCUCAAGGACGAGUUCCGGCGACUCCUCGGAGAUCGGCCCGAGAACAAGAAUGUCUGGUACAUCCCAACUGCGCCUCUGCGGGAUGGGAUGAGUAUGGCUAUGGUGGAGCGCCAGGUCACCAUGCUGAAGAGCGAGUUUGGUCUGCGCCACGUGGAGAUCAUAGAUGUCGAGUAUGUGAAAGGGGAGAAGCUCAGAGAUGCUGUCAAAGCCCUGGGAAGCCUGGAUGUGAUCUGGGCUGAGAUGGGCAACACGUAUGCUUUGCGACACCAUCUGAGAGAUUCAGGUGGCGAUCAGCUGGUCCUCGAUGCCUUGGAUGCGGGUGCCCUGUAUGUGGGCAGCAGCGCGGGGAGCAUUGUGGCUGGCCGCACUGUGCAGAUGGCCUUCUGGAAAGACUGGGACGACAAGACCGCCGAAGGCACCAUCGAUGUCGACUGGAAGGACCCAAAGCAUGCACAAGGGCUAGAUGUGGGCGGUGGCCGAAGCUUCUUCCCGCACGCCAAUGGCCAGUUUGGCAGGUCAUCCUGGCAGGAUGCGCAGGCGAAGAAGCAUGGACACACAGAUCACGAAGUGGUGAAGCUGGCAGAUGGUCAGGGAUUUGUCAUCGAUGGCGACAAGGCCUACCCGGUCGAGUAG